GGUCUUCAAAUGGAAGAUAGAAGGUCCCAUGGGUAAAAGACGAGUGGACGACUGAUACAGCAAAGAAUAGAAGAAGAAUAUGUCAUCCUCCAUAACCUUACAACAGCAAAACGCCAUUUUGUGCAGGCAGAAGAAACAAAACCCAUCAAUCUUCGAAGGUCACAAGAACAAACCCACUAAACAAAAGCAACUGGAAAACAGAAGAGGGCAAGAAGAACAAAUAAUCAAAGAGAAAACCACUUUUCUCCAUCGCUCCUUAUCUCUUGGCUUAAUUGGUUCCUGGGUUUCUGAAGGGAGAAUGAGUUUUGGUCAAAGAUUGGACUUUUGAUUGGUAAGGCAUGUGGAUUGGGGACCCAUAUGAGUUCAUGGGCUAAGUAGGCUCUCUUGAGACUCGCGACUUGAGACUUGGGAGAGGCUUUGGAGUUUCAGUUAGGAGACUGUUCAGGUCUUCUGUGGUCAUGAUGAGCAAACUUGAAAUGAGAGUAGGCAGUAUGCUGCUGGCUUUGAGUAAGCUAUAGAGUUCUCUGAGAAAGCUAGAGUUCUUGUGAAACAGAACCAGUUCAUCUGGGAAGGGUACUCCAACACUUACAACCGGAUAUUUAAGAAGCUUAGGAUAGACAUCAAGAUCAGAGAUGCAUCAAAUAAAAUCUAGAAACUUUGCUGAACUCCUUUCAGAGUCACUUCAAUCAGCUGAUGAGGUUGUUUCACUUGCCAUGGAUUCUGAAACUGAACCAGAGAUUUUCAAUGAAUUCGCUGUUUUUGUAGAAAAAUUAUCAUUCAUUCUUGACGAUUUAAGGGAUAAUAGCACAGUCAUGGACACACUGCCCAUCCAAAAGGCCGUUGAGUCACUAGAGAAUGAGCUUACGCGUGCUAGGACUGUUAUUGAGUCUUCCCAUUCAAGAGCAUCGGCUAAACAGGUUGAAGACAUUACUCAUCACCUGGGUAGAUGUCUAGGUGUCGUGAUCUUGGCAAGCCUUGAUGUGUCAGUUGAGAUUGAAGAAAAGUAUGGAGCUUUACAUAAAGAAAUGAUGAGUGUGAGAUUCAAUGCAAGUGUUGAGCAGGAAUUGGAGUUUGUCAAUGACUUGGAAGUGAAAGGGCAGGAGAAGGCAAUAGCUGUUCUUGAUAUUGACAAUAUUGCAUUGCAGCUCAAAUAUGGAAAUGACGAAGAAUUCAGGCUUGCACUUUCUGGACUAAGAUCACUAAUUAUUGAUAAGAUUAUUCAGAAUGAAUGGGUAAACGGUGAAGGUAUUAUUCCAAUUCUGUUGAAUCGAUUGGCUUCUAGUAACCGGAAUGUUCGGUUGAAUAUAAUGGCAAUAUUGAAAAGCCUUCUAGUGGUGAAUGAUGAAAACAAGGAGAAAAUGGUGGAUAUCAGUUCCUUGUUGACAUUGGUGCGUUCUUUGACUCGGGAUGUUGAAGAGCGUAGGGAAGCUGUUGGGAUCUUGCUGGCUCUCUCAGAGGUCCCAGCAGUCCGCCGAAGGCUCGGCAGAAUACAAGGUUGUAUCCUUAUGUUGGUUUCCGUGCACAAUAGUGACGACCCAAAUUCUUCACACGAUGCAGGGAAAUUGUUGAAUGCUUUGUCAAGCAACAAUCAGAAUGUUCUUCUUAUGGCAGAGGCAGGUUACUUCAAGCCUCUUGUAGAAUACCUGAAGCAAGGUUCUGAUAUGAGUAAGAUUCUUAUGGCAACAGCACUUUCAAGAAUGGAACUCACCGAGCAGAGUAGUGCUGCUCUUGGUGAAGAAGGAGCAAUUGAAUCCCUUGUCAAAAUGUUCAGUUAUGGAAAAUUUGAAGCCAAGCUCUCUGCUUUGGGUGCCUUACAGAAUCUCUCCAGUUUGACUGAAAAUGCUCAGCGUUUGAUUAAUUCAGGCAUUGUAAUGACUCUGCUCCAGCUCCUUUUCUCAGUCACUUCUGUGCUUAUGACCCUCCGAGAACCAGCUUCAGCCAUUCUUGCUAGCAUUGCCCAGUCCGAAUCUAUUCUUGUAAACCCAGACAUAGCACAACAGAUGCUUUCACUUCUACACUUGUUCAGCCCAGUAAUUCAGUGUCACCUCUUAAGAGCACUCAACAGUAUUACUGGCCAUUCCAAUACAUCGAAGGUUAAAUCCAAAAUGAAAGAAAAUGGUGCAUUUGAUCUUAUCCUACCAUUCUUAACUGACGGAAACACAGAAAGCAAAAUAGUUGCCUUAAAUUUACUGUACAAUCUUUAUAAAGAUUCUCCAAGAGAGUUCUCUGAACAACUUGAAAAGAUUCACCUCAAUGUUAUAAUAAAUAUUAUAUCAGAAUCAGUGUCUGAGGAAGAAAAAGCUGCUGCUCUUGGAUUAUUGAGUAUUAUCCCCAUUGGCAACAAAAGGGCAACAGAAGUUCUCAAAAGGACACAUUUGCUUCCCAUUCUGCUCUCAUUUCUGGACGUAUGCAUGCCAACUUCAACACCCACAAGGAGGUGGUUAGUCGAGAGCAGUGCAGCUAUAUUGAUUCGGUUUACGGUUCCUUCAGAUAAGAAACUUCAGCAACUAGCUGCAGAACAUGGUGUGAUCCCCUGGCUUGUGAAGUUGCUCUCGAUGGGGUCACCCACUGUCAAAUGUAGAGCUGCAACUUCAUUAGCUCAGCUGUCACAGAAUACUCUUUCUUUAAGCAAAUCCAGAGCAUCAAAAUGGCUUUGUAUGCCUCCCUCUCUAGAUGCAUUUUGUGAACUCCAUGAUGGCUACUGUUUUGUCAAAAGCACGUUUUGUCUUGUCAAGGCUGGUGCUCUCUCACCACUAAUCCAAAUUUUGGAAGGUGAAGAUAGAGAAGCAGAUGAAGCUGUCCUUAGUGCCCUUUCAACUAUCUUGCAAGAUGAGAUCUGGGAAAAUGGAAGUAAGGCUAUUGCCAAAGCAUCUGGUGUUCGUGCCAUCAUGAGAGUUCUUGAAUUAGGAACUGUAAAGGUCCAAGAGAAAGCACUUUGGAUUUUGGAAAUGACUUUUAGAAUCGAGGCUCAUAAAGUACAGUAUGGUGAAGCUGCUCAAGUGUUGCUCAUUGAGCUUGCACAAAAGGGAUCUCCAACCUUAAAAUCCACAAUUGCUAAGAUUUUGGCGCAUCUUGAGCUCUUGCAGGUGCAAUCAAGCUACUUCUAAUAUGUUUGUAUUUAGGUGUAUUAAUUUUGUUGAGAUGAAAUUAUUUCAUGAUUGUUUCUAUUUUUCCGAUUGUUGUUUUUCCCAUCUGUUGGUUCAUGACUAGAUGUGGACAUUUGUAGAUCUCCUGUGUAAUAAUUAAGUAGUUAACUGAAAGUGUACAUGAAAAUGAUCUGAUUUGAGAUAAAAGAUGGGGAUGGUGGGGGAAAGCAUCAUCCUCUUUCCGCUAA
This is a messenger RNA of Telopea speciosissima, 3334 nucleotides long. RefSeq names its product U-box domain-containing protein 44-like. Gene Ontology annotation, molecular function: protein binding. The coding region runs from base 633 to 3107 and encodes 824 amino acids. The record is from RefSeq and is a predicted model, not a curated record. The transcript is spliced from 5 exons. NCBI's taxonomy places the organism in Eukaryota, Viridiplantae, Streptophyta, Magnoliopsida, Proteales, Proteaceae.